Messenger RNA from Trichomonas vaginalis G3, 546 nucleotides. Its product is annotated as inosine-uridine preferring nucleoside hydrolase family. Bases 1 to 546 code for a protein of 181 amino acids. Gene Ontology annotation, molecular function: purine nucleosidase activity. The record is from RefSeq and is a predicted model, not a curated record. Gene Ontology annotation, cellular component: cytosol. Gene Ontology annotation, biological process: purine nucleoside catabolic process. Lineage: Eukaryota; Parabasalia; Trichomonadida; Trichomonadidae. The transcript has a single exon.
AUGCUUCCUGGUUAUAGAUUGCCCAGUAUUUAUUCAUAUAAGUAUGAAAAUGUUGACGUCCCAUAUAGAUCUGAAAGACUCAAGAUUUCCGAUUCCGAAAUGAAGCAAAUCAAAAAAAUCAAGGCAUCUCAAACCAACCUUGAAAGUUAUCCGCAGCCUGAAUUACCUGUUAAAUGCAUUAUUGAUACUGAUAUAGGAACAGAUAUUGAUGAUGCAAUGGCAAUACUCUACGGUUUGCAUUUAGAGAAUCUUGAAAUACUAGGAAUCACAACCAACUAUGGUCCAGCAGAUUUAAGAGCAGCAAUUGUUAGAAAGAUUCAAGAUGCCUAUCUGAAAUGUCACCCAGAAAAGAAAGUUUUCCCAAUAGUUGCAGGAGCAAGUUGUCCUCUUGGAUCUCACAGAGAUUUGUUCUUAGCACAGAAUGAAGGUCUUCCAUUCAUGAAAGGAAUGAUCGCUGAAUGCAUUAGCCUCGAUCAUAUGAAAUCACGAGUUCAAAGUGAUGCUGCAGACUUUAUGAUACAAACUUGCAAUCAGUAUCCAAAUUAA